Saccostrea echinata is the source of this 409-nucleotide messenger RNA. RefSeq names its product ADP-sugar pyrophosphatase-like. The record is from RefSeq and is a predicted model, not a curated record. The coding region runs from base 1 to 348 and encodes 115 amino acids. NCBI's taxonomy places the organism in Eukaryota, Metazoa, Mollusca, Bivalvia, Ostreida, Ostreidae. Gene Ontology annotation, cellular component: nucleus. Gene Ontology annotation, biological process: nucleoside phosphate metabolic process; ribose phosphate metabolic process. The transcript has 7 exons. Gene Ontology annotation, molecular function: ADP-ribose diphosphatase activity.
AUGAUAUUAGGACUGGUUGAUGAGGGAGAAUCUCCAGAAACAGCAGCACUGAGAGAGCUGUAUGAAGAAACAGGAUACACUGCCAGUGUUAAGCAUGUAUCUCCAGCCUCCUGCCUUGAUCCUGGUAUAGGAAACACAACUGUUCAGCUUGUGUCUGUAGAGAUUGAUGGCAAUGAUGAGAAAAAUGUCAAUCCAAAGCAGAAAACAGAUGAGACAGAGUUUAUAGAAGUUGUUUUGAUACCACUUGAUGACCUCUUAGAAAGACUGGAUGAAUAUUCCAGAAAUGGACACAGUGUUGAUUCACGAGUUUAUUCAUAUGCAUUAGGCCUACAGCCAAGGAUAUCUUGAAUCUUUGUACUUAUUUAUUCAUAAUUAAGAAAUAAAUAUAUAUCUUUACCAACUGUUUAGU